Messenger RNA from Sphenostylis stenocarpa, 858 nucleotides. Lineage: Eukaryota; Viridiplantae; Streptophyta; Magnoliopsida; Fabales; Fabaceae. The record is from the annotation of a GenBank genome assembly.
AUGUUUGCAAAUCAGUUGAUGGAGUGUGCAAAUGACGAGUCAUCGUUUCGAUUUGUUAUUAGAGAUCUAACAACCAAAGCCCCCGCUUUGCAAAUCAUUCUUUUAAAUCCAGAUGCUUGGUCUUGUUCUGGUAAUUGUUCUAGUACAGAGGACAAAGACCCAAUUCAUAAAUUGAAGUUACAGCCCAUCAUCAAAGUGCUUUAUUCUGAUUGCCACAAUGCAACAGAAUCUCAAUCAAGGAUUAUAGAGGAAUGGGUAACGAAGAAUUCGGCUGAAAAUAUUUUCAUGUUGACUCGUCAGACACAAGAAUUGCGAGUGCGAUUAUCGUGGCUUGAAUUGAACGGAACCUUCGCCAAGGCUCUUGGGCGUUUGCAUCAAGGCAACCCGCAAAACACUCUCAACGCCUUUUCCUCCGUUACUUCUCAUAUCUCAUACUCGUCGCUUAGAUGUAGAUUUUCACUGAUACGGCUUUGCAUCGCCUUCCCCAAAAUCCCAAGCAAUAACCACUCCAACAAUGCGUCGCUCGACGGCGUUCGCUGCGUGCUUUUGCAGAUACCAUGGAUGACUUCAAUUUCGGUGCCGACUUCCAACUGCUACGCUUUCGACAAUUCAAGUCGAAUUGUUGAUUUUACUGACUGGAGUGGUUACCUUUUCGAGUACGAUGAAAAGCAAGGUUCUGACUUGUCCGUGCGAUUCUGCAAAGAUGUGGAGAGUAGAUCACAAACGCUUAUGCCCAAAACUAUCCAGGGAUAUGUUGAUUUUGGUCGAUUUGAUAGAUUCAACUACUUUGUUGCUGGUUCUGGCCAAUCUGACUUUAUACAAAAUGUGGAUCUGCUGCCACUUGACAGAUUUGUGUAA